AGGCUCGUUCAUUGUGCACCGCUCGCGCACGUUUCUGUCCUAUUACCGUCAUUGUUCCUGUUUUUUCUCUUUUCUGGAAAAAUCGUGGUUUUAACCCCGAUUAACUGUUGUCAAGUAUAAUAAAACGAAAGAACCGCUAUCACAAUGUUCGGACUGGGCGCAGCACCAAUUGUGGUUCUGAGCCAAAACACGAAGCGGGAGAGCGGCAGGAAGGUGCAGAGGGAGAAUAUUCACGCGGGCAAGGCGAUCGCUGAUGUUAUCAGAACGUGUCUAGGUCCACAGGCUAUGCUCAAGAUGCUCAUGGAUCCGAUGGGCGGCAUCGUAAUGACGAACGAUGGAAAUGCGAUCUUGCGUGAGAUUACAGUGCAGCAUCCCGCCGCAAAAUCUAUGAUAGAGAUCGCCAGGACGCAGGACGAGGAGGUGGGGGACGGUACGACGUCAGUGAUUGUCCUGUCGGGAGAGAUCUUGGCGAUGGCCGAGCCAUUCUUGGAGCAAAACAUGCACCCUACUGUCAUCAUAAGGGCAUACCGUCAAGCUCUGGAGGACAUCGUCGUAAUCCUGAACGAGCAGGUGAGCGUCGAGCUCGACUGCACCGACAGGGACAAGUUGCUCCAGGUGAUAAACUCGUGCAUAGGCACGAAAUUCAUCAGACGCUGGUCAGAACUGGCGUGCCAGAUCGCGCUGGAUGCCGUACACACGGUGAUGUUUGAAGAGAACGGCAGACGAGAGAUCGACAUCAAGCGCUACGCCAAGGUGGAGAAGAUUCCGGGCGGCACGAUCGAAGAUAGCGCUGUCCUGAAGGGUGUGAUGAUCAACAAGGAUGUGACACACCCGAAGAUGCGACGUUACAUCAAGGAUCCGAGAAUAGUGCUGCUCGACUGUCCAUUAGAGUACAAAAAGGGCGAGUCGCAAACGAACGUCGAGAUUAUGAAGGACACCGACUUCACCAAGAUCCUGGAACUGGAGGAAGAGCACGUGAAGAAGAUCUGCGACGACGUUAUUUCGGUGAAACCGGACGUCGUGAUCACGGAGAAGGGUAUAUCCGAUCUGGCGCAGCACUACCUCGUCAAGGCGGGCAUCUCUGCAAUCCGCAGGCUGCGUAAGAGCGACAUCAACAGGAUCGCGCGUGCCUGCGGUGCGACCGUCGUCAAUCGCACGGAGGAGCUGAAGGAAGAGGACGUCGGCACGGGCGCUGGUCUCUUUGAGAUCAAGAAACUCGGUGAUGAUUACUUCUGCUUCAUCACCGAGUGCAAAGAUCCCAAAGCCUGCACCAUUAUCCUGCGAGGCGCCAGCAAAGAUAUCCUGAACGAGACCGAGAGGAACCUGCAGGACGCGCUGCACGUUGCCAGGAACCUCCUCAUCGAUCCUAAACUCGUACCUGGUGGUGGAGCAGUAGAGAUGGCAGUGGCGCGCCUCUUAACGGAGAAGGCAGCGGGUCUCGCCGGCGUCGAGCAGUGGCCGUACAAGGCGAUCGCACAGGCGUUGGAGAUCAUUCCCAGGACGUUGGCGCAGAAUUGCGGCGCGAACACCAUCAGAACCCUGACGGCACUGCGCGCGAAGCACGCGACGGAGGGCACCACUUGGGGCAUCGAUGGGGAGACGGGUAAACUGGUUGAUAUGAAAGAACGCGGCAUCUGGGAGCCGCUGUCCGUCAAGCUGCAGACGUAUAAGACGGCGAUCGAGACCUCGAUCCUGUUGCUGAGAAUCGACGACAUCGUGUCCGGCAGCAAGAAAAAGAGCAGUGGGAACGAAACCGCGCAGCCGAGCCAGGUCACGCAGGAAUCGAUGAAGGAAUGAACGCCGCCUCCUCGAUACCUCAGAGCCUAAACUUAAAGUUUUGCAUCUACGUGUAAGGUUCGAUUACUUUUGCACCAUUGCAUUUACAUCUGCCCUCAAUUUCUAUCUCUUCUCUAUUCAUUUUCACAACAAAGGUACACGAUAAGAUAACACAAUAAAGAUAAAAGAUAACGU
This is a messenger RNA of Ooceraea biroi (clonal raider ant), 1971 nucleotides long. RefSeq names its product chaperonin containing TCP1 subunit 3 (gene CCT3). The record is from RefSeq and is a predicted model, not a curated record. Gene Ontology annotation, molecular function: ATP-dependent protein folding chaperone; ATP hydrolysis activity; ATP binding. Gene Ontology annotation, biological process: protein folding. Lineage: Eukaryota; Metazoa; Arthropoda; Insecta; Hymenoptera; Formicidae.